CAUGUCCCAUGGAACAAAUUCUCCUGCAGCCACGGGUUAAAAACGUGGCUUCUGAAUCGUUUCAGGGAGCAUCAGGACACAGCCAUUCAUUCUGCUUGUUCAGCUGUGAGAGGGGCAUGCAGCAACUCAAAGAGGGGAGAGGAGCAGGAAGUUGCAUUCAGAGUUAUGGGAGAGUGAGGGUGAAUGAAAGCUGCAGAUUGGAAGAGAGUCAGGGCAUGGGGGGGGGGAGAGUUUGUUAGUUGGAGAGAGAAACUUUUUACCAUCUGCUCAAGAUUUGAGUGAAGCUGGGAAGCCUGUCAGAUUGUCUUUACAUAUGGAACACUACUGGGGUCUGGACGCCGUACCGAUGGAUACGGAUUUAGGAGCAGCAAAUGCAGCCCGCCACAGUUUUAUCGAAUGGAUGGAGGUGUCCAGUGAUCAUGGAGACUGCUGAGAGAAUCAACACAGCUGUCGACAGGCAAAAGUUGGGCUUUCUUCGAGGGAAAAGUGUGACAGUGGAAGUUGAGGACAUUGGGCAAAAAGUAAAAGAGACAAAAAGACAACCUUUUGCCCUUUUAGACAAUCUCUGGAACCAGAGAGAAGAUUCGUCAAGGAUGGAUUUCAGGAGACCAGUUUGUGACCUCUACCCCAGCGACAGCACCACCGUCAGAACCAAACAUUCAAGAUCCAAUGGGGGAAACAUCAAGGACAAGAUUUCUCUUUGGGAGAACAAAGAAUCCACUCUUUCACAUUUACCUUCAAGUAGCUUGAGCAAGUGUGCCAGCAUUAAAGGAACCGACUCUUUGACAAACGGCAGCAACAAGACUGUGGAUAAGCAAAGGACUGAAAGUACCAGGACAGUAGCCAGUAAGGAGAAGGACCUUGGGAAAGAAAAUGUAUUAACGCGUGACGAUUCAAGACCUUGUUCCCCCGAUGAACUGCCAAAACAACCUCAAGUGGCUAAUAGUGGCCCUAGGUCUAGUGAAAACAGGGAAAAGACUGCCUCAAAGAGAUAUACAGGUCACAAAGAAACUCCUCGAGAUGAUUCAACUCCUUGUUCACCUCAUGUACCUGGGAAUCAGCCCCAAGUGAUCAAUCCAAGCUCUAGGUCCAGUGACAACACAGCAAAAGCUGACGAGAGAAACGCAGGUCACAAAGACACUCUUAGUGAUGAUUCAAGACCUUGUUCUCCACCAACGAGUGAGAAACAGCAAGUUGGGAUGCUAAAAAAGAGCAGUGAAAAGAAAUCGUCAGAACAAACCAGUGAGGAGACGAGAGCGGUGUUUACUCUUUUCAAGAAACUAGAGACUUUGGGGAAGAACCAUGGCAAAGCCCCCGCAGAGCUUGGAAACUACUUCAGCCCACCGGGCAAGGACAAGAAAGUUGAGGUGAAAAAGAAAGAACUAAAUGAUUCAGUUGAGAGUAGAUCUUUGUGGGAUAGAGAAGGAAGGGAGGAUCAGGAGAACAUGUACACGGAGCCGGGUGCCCUGCCCAUCAAUCCGGUGCCCAAACCCAAGCGUACCUUUCAACAUCCGGCGACUGCCUCCAUGGGAACGAGUUCGAAGGAGGGGAGAGGGAAGAGGAACCUCCCUCCGCUGCCAUCCAUUUCCUCUAAAGCAUCCUCAAAGCCCCCCUGUGGUUACUAUGGGAAACUUAGGGCAGACAGGUACCUUAACAACAGGAAACCAUUUGACUUUGAAGACCGUACAAGGUCACCUAGCCCAGUUUUCGCCAGCCCCACGUCCCAGGAACAUCACUAUGAAGACAUCUUGGACUCAUCCAAUGAGAACCCAUAUGAAGACAUAGAGUUGGAGAGUCAAUGUUCGCAGCAGUCUGUCCCCUCAUCUCCUGGUGCUGAUACAACAAAGGCAUCUAGGCCUGGUUUCUUCAGACAGAACUCAGGCAGAAGCUUCAAGCUACUGGAUCUGAAGAGAUCCAACCAGUCAGCCCACACCAUCAACAGCGGAGGCGUUUCAUCUCCGCCCCAGCUUAGCCCACCCUCCACCCCGCCUGGGCCUGAACACGGCGCCUGGAUCCCAGGGGAUCCCUACAGCCGCACCUGCCGCAGGAUACCAACAGUUGUGCUGAGAAUAAACAGUAUAUUUGAGGGUCGGAGCAGAAAAAAACAGCUGCGAAGGAUGUAUCACUAUGCCGAAACUAUUUCUGGAAGAGUAACCGAUGAGAACAGCGACUCAGAGAGUGAAGUUGAAGACAGAUUAAAAGUUCGAUCUCUCCUGAGGCAGCCGAGAAAGACACAGGUCCACUACAAAGAUUCCACCACCAGAAGCUGCUCUCUGGAUCAGGAGCGCCACCAACGCAAGCUGUUUGAGUACUUCCUCGUUGUUUCACUGCAGAAGUCAAAGGUCGGCGACCACUAUAUGCCAGAAGUCACACAGCAGUUCCCCCUUAAGUUGGAGCAAAGCUUCAAGUUUCUGAGGGAGACAGAGGAUCAGCUGAAGAUCAUACCUCAGUUCUGUUUCCCAGACGCAAAAAACUGGGAGCCUGUGGAGAUGUACCCAAGUGAGAUGUUCUCCUUUGUUUUGACCGGCGAGGACGGCAGCAGGAGGUUCGGAUACUGCCGCCGCUUACUGCCCAGUGGAAAAGGCCAACGCCUGCCAGAGGUUUAUUGUAUCGUUAGUCACCUCGGCUGUUUCAACCUGUUCUCCAAGGUGUUGGAUGAAGUGGAGAGGCGGCGAGCGCUCUCCCCAGCACUGGUCCAGCCAUUUAUGAGAGCCAUCAUGGAAGCCCAGUUUCCAGCUCCAGGAAGAACCAUCAACAUCAAAACCUUUCUCCCUGGUUCUGGCACUGAGGUGAUGGAGCUCUGCCGACCAUCUGACUCCCGUCUAGAGCAUGUGGACUUUGAAUGCCUGUUCUCCUGCUUGAGUCUGCGGCUUCUCCUCCGCGUGUUCAGGUCUCUGCUGCUGGAGAGAAGAGUGAUCUUCACCGCUGAUAAGCUCAGUACCCUCUCCCAGUGCUGCCACGCAGUCGUUGCUCUGCUCUACCCCUUCGUCUGGCAGCACACCUACAUUCCGGUGCUGCCCUCCGCCAUGUUGGACAUCGUCUGCACUCCGACCCCUUUCAUUGUCGGCCUGCUGUCCAGCUCUUUAGCCCAACUCAACGAGCUUCCCCUGGAGGAGGUUCUUGUCGUGGAUCUAGGCAAUAAUCGACUUCUCAGACAGUUGGAUGAUGAGGACUCAAUACUACCCUCUAAGCUCCAGUCGGCUCUAGAGAAUGUUCUAGAAAGAAGAAGAGAACUUGCUAAUGACAGAGGAGCAGACUCAAUCAGUGACACUGGUCAUCUUAGCACCGUUGUGUCUGAGGCCUUUGUCCGCUUCUUUGUGGAGUUAGUUGGACACUAUCCGCUGUUCAUUACCGCCGAACGUGAAGACGGAUAUUCCUCCUCUUCGUCGUCCUCUCCCGCUUCCUGCGCGUUCCAACGCGAGGGGUUCCGGAAAGCGAUCCCUUCCAAGACCGUGCGCCGCUUCUUGGAGGUCUUCAUGGAGACCCAAAUGUUUGGCUGGUUUAUCCAGGAGAGAGAGCUCCAUCGGCAAGCUCUGAGAGGACUGUUUGAAGUGAGAGUGCAGGAGUAUUUGGAUUCCAUCAAUGAGAAUGAACACCGGAGGGUCAACAGAUUUCUCAAAGGAUUGGGAAACAGAAUGAAAUUUCUUUCUAAGAGAUAAUGAAGAGACAACAAACAAAAGAAGAAGAUCCUGAUUAGAAGCUCAAGGAUAUUUCUUGGAACUUGUCCUGUUUUUUGAGAACUUUUGACCAGUGAGGUUAAAAGCUUCAAGAAUGCCUAGAGACACUUUGACUGAAAAGUUGGUGAACCAUUUAAAAGCAGGUUUGUAUCUGGAAAGAUGACGACACCUGGAACUAAGGAUUUAUAUAAAUAUUUCAGAUCUGGGUUGGGAGAUUUUCAAAUGGGAAUGUAUAUGGUGCCAUCUUUUUUGGCAUUGUGCAGUAUGCUGAUGACGAAAUAAAACAAUGGUUUGACUUUA
This is a messenger RNA of Xiphophorus hellerii (green swordtail), 3977 nucleotides long. RefSeq names its product DENN domain-containing protein 2A-like. Gene Ontology annotation, cellular component: actin cytoskeleton. Bases 372 to 3659 code for a protein of 1095 amino acids. Gene Ontology annotation, biological process: retrograde transport, endosome to Golgi. The record is from RefSeq and is a predicted model, not a curated record. The transcript has 20 exons. NCBI's taxonomy places the organism in Eukaryota, Metazoa, Chordata, Actinopteri, Cyprinodontiformes, Poeciliidae.